AUGGAACCCCUAGACGCAAAGCAUAAUGGCAAACGCUCAAGCGAGCGAAGCAAAAAACGCCCACUGAAAGAAACAUCAAAUCCGUUGAUAGACGGAAUCAGCCGCUUUCUACGCAGCCAUGCAGAAGGAACCUCACACCACCCAGUCCCCGACACAGCAGUAAUAGCUGCUCUUCCGAAAAGAUACACAAUCUACAAACCUCUUUUACUGCUGCCAGCCAGCGUAUUCACUUCCCCGCCCGCCUGGGCGCAGCUCUAUGCAUCACUGGAUGACACUGAGCGUCAAAGGUUGUACGAAUCGAUGGCAUCAUCUUUCCGACCCCUGGGCAUCACGCAUGUUGCCCUGAAUGCGCCUAUUGAGUUGACGAAUUCCAACACGGGCAUUGAAAAUCGGAUGCGCAGUCCUGUUGGGCUUGUUCCGCUAUACGGCGAUUUCGGGCCCAUUCUUGCGCCUGCCAAAGAACCAGAUAGUAAUGAUUUCACAGAAGCCUUUUGGGUGCAGACAGUGCAAAAUGGAGGGAUCGUUCAGUGCUGGGCACCUCUGUAUACAAUGUUCUCGCGCGGCAAUGUCACCGAAAAGGCUCGCGUAUUGGGACUUGGGAAUCGAUUUGAUGGGUUAGAUGCGUCUUCACUGGGUGGACAAGACGUUGGGGAGAUUAGCGUCGUCGAUUUGUAUGCUGGAAUUGGGUAUUUUUCGUUUUCAUACCUCAAACGAGGAGUCAAGAGGGUAUGGGGAUGGGAGCUAAAUGGAUGGUCCGUUGAGGGACUACGGCGAGGCUGUCUGAAGAAUGGUUGGGGUUGCAAGGUCAUCCCACUGGAUGAAGUUGGAGCUCUCCGAGAUGUGACCUAUGAAGCUAUCGUGGAUGAGCUCACGGAUGAUGAUAGGAUUGUUUUGUUUCAUGGGGAUAACAGACUUGCAGCAGAAAUUAUGGCGAAUAUACAGCCCUUGUUGCAAAGAGAACAUCAUCCUUGGGCUCCUGUUCGGCAUGUGAAUCUGGGACUAUUGCCUUCUUCUCAGCCUACGUGGGACAGUUCGUUGAAGCUGCUAGAUCGGGAAUACGGCGGAUGGACUCAUGUACACGAGAAUGUGGACAUUACCGAGAUUGACGUGAAAAAGGAAGAUAUCGUUGCCGAAUAUAAAAGGCUGGGCUCUUCUCUGAGCGGACAAGUCCUGGACAUUACUUGUGAUCAUAUCGAGAAGGUCAAGACAUAUGCACCGGGUGUCAUGCAUUGCGUUUAUGAUAUACAUGUACAUGUCGAUCCAUAG
Molecule: messenger RNA, 1266 nt
Organism: Talaromyces rugulosus
Lineage: Eukaryota; Fungi; Ascomycota; Eurotiomycetes; Eurotiales; Trichocomaceae
Exons: 1
Coding region: 1-1266 (421 amino acids)
Biological process (GO): tRNA methylation; wybutosine biosynthetic process
Cellular component (GO): cytoplasm
Molecular function (GO): S-adenosylmethionine-dependent methyltransferase activity; tRNA methyltransferase activity
Source: RefSeq, a predicted model, not a curated record